Molecule: messenger RNA, 1659 nt
Organism: Limanda limanda (common dab)
Lineage: Eukaryota; Metazoa; Chordata; Actinopteri; Pleuronectiformes; Pleuronectidae
Gene: cbx6b
Product: chromobox homolog 6b
Exons: 5
Coding region: 28-1659 (543 amino acids)
Source: RefSeq, a predicted model, not a curated record
UUCAUUGUGAUCAUCUUGGCCGCCGGCAUGGUGGCCUUCAUCGGAGCGGUUAUCUGCAUCAUCGCGGCCGUGCACACCGGCUCCUCCAGGGCUGCCGCGGCUCAGCAGCAACCUGCGGCCGACAACCACUCGCUGUUCCCGGCCGCGGGGCCGCAGAGUCCCGGGGGCUCCGCAGCCCGGCCCGGCUCCCUGGGCGCUCUCCAUGGUUCUGAAACACCCGAGGCGGAGACUCCCACCUUCCACCUGGGGCUCGGGGGUCCGGGGGGGGUCACCGGACUCACCGGACACGACCCGGCGGUCAGCAGACUCAUCUGCACCCCCAUUCCCGCCGGAGACUGCAACCCCAAAAACUUUCAGCAACAAGCGGACGACCCGUCGCUGUACGCCGGGGAGGACUGGGGCUACCUCCGCUCCACCGCGGAGGAGCUCCGACAGACCGUGCUGCAGCAGAAGGACCAGAUCCUCACCGACCAGAGGACCAUCCGGGACCUGACCGGGAAACUGACCGAGUGCGAGAAGGGUCUGGACGGCGUGGAGAGACGCGGGGGAUCUGCCGGGCUGUGGGGGGGCACGGGGAUGGCGGAGGGGGGGCACCUGGAGCGGAUCAUGGUGCGGGACAGCCCGGUCUCUGCGCCCGACGGUGCCCACCUGCUCACCGCCAGGGCUGUGGAUGAGCUGGAGCAGGCGAUCACUCAGCUCAAAGACCGCAUAGAGAAACUGGAGGUAGACAUUGGCCCGUUUCCUCACAACCAGACGGACGGUAGCAUCUCCGGAGCGCAUGAGGAAGGCGGGCUGUCUGGCGGCCAGGAGAGGUCGGCCGUUCCCGGGCACCGAGCUGGUGCUGACAGGCCCUGGAGGAUGGAAGACUUGGAGGGAGAGCUGGAGAGGAAGGUGGAGCUGCUGGAGAAAGAGAGAAAAGCCCUCAGGCUGGAAACUGAGAAACACAGACAGGAAAUCGACCAGGGCCUCAGCAAACUGCAGCACCGGAUCUCCGGACUGGAGGAAGGUGUCUCUGGACAUUCCUUCCCUGACGGCUACAGACUGUCCUUCCCAACACGGACAAACUACAUGUACGCUGUUGUGAAACACUCCAUCCCGAAGCUGCGGGCCCUCACCCUCUGCCUGUGGCUGCGGCCCACGGAGGGGGGCAUUGGGACCCCUCUGUCCUACGCCGUUCCCGAGCAGCCCAACGAGCUGGUGCUGCUGCAAGGCCUGCACACCCCCACCGAGCUGCUCAUCAACGACAAGGUGGCACAGUUACCUCUGAACCUCACCAGAGGCAGCUGGCAGCACAUCUGUGUGAGCUGGAGCCAGAAGGGGGGAGUGUGGCAGGCCUACCAGGGGGGGAAGCUGAGGGGUGAGGGCCACGCGCUGGCUUCCGGACAUCACAUCAGGCCUGGGGGAGUCCUCAUACUGGGGCAGGAGCAGGAUUCCCUCGGGGGAGGAUUUGACUCAUCCCAGGCCCUGGUUGGAGAGCUGUCCCAGGUGGGCCUCUGGGACCGGGUCCUGUCCUCGAGCCAGGUGGCCAGCUUGGCUCGCUGCGGCCGAGUGGCUCAUGGGAGCGUGGCCCCCUGGACGGAGAACGCAGUCAGUGUUUAUGGAGGAGCCAGCAAGGACCCGGGGGAGCCGUGUGCUAAACACAGCAGGAGCUCCCAGUGA